Messenger RNA from Oncorhynchus kisutch (coho salmon), 4245 nucleotides. RefSeq lists its product as uncharacterized. Gene Ontology annotation, biological process: positive regulation of translation; positive regulation of cell size. NCBI's taxonomy places the organism in Eukaryota, Metazoa, Chordata, Actinopteri, Salmoniformes, Salmonidae. The transcript is spliced from 3 exons. The coding region runs from base 234 to 2687 and encodes 817 amino acids. The record is from RefSeq and is a predicted model, not a curated record.
GAGGUGGAGGAGGAGGCAGACAAGAAGGUGAAGGUAGAGGAGGUGAAGGCAGAGGAGGAGGUGAAGGCAGAGGAGGAGGAGGAGGAGGCAUUAAAGCUGAAGCUGGUCACACUCACAGGGCCCCACAGAGGAGGCCAGUGUUCACAGGGCAGGGUCAGAAUGCCCAACCUCAGCCAGACCUAUUUAGCCCUAGCCAAACCUAUGACUACAACCCUGCCCAGUGGAGCUGGCCAAUGGAGCCCUCAGGCCCUGGUCUGAGACACUAUUCCCCUGUGAGAGAACAAUGUGGCUGUGUGGGACAGGGUGGAGGUGACGCUGUUGGGACGGCGACCGGGACACACCCCUUUAACAACAGCAGACAUGCGUCAGCCUUGUCACUCCUGGCGGACCCAGAGCCGGCACACAGACAGACUAGCUACAACUACGAUCCAGAGGGGCGCAGGCAGGCUAGUUAUGGAGUGGAAGAACAGAUCUGGGGUCAGUCAAAACACAGACAGGCCAGCUGCAGCUACAGUUUGAGGCUAGAAAGACAGACUAGCUACGGUCCACAGGAACUACACAGACAGGCUAGCUACAGCUACAGUCCAGAAGACAAACCGAUACACGGACAGACUAGCUACUGUCCAGAAGAACAGGUCUGGGAUCAGUCGAAACACAGACAGGCUAGUUAUAGUCCAGAAGACAAACCGAUACACGGACAGACUAGCUACUGUCCAGAAGACAAGAUCUGGGAUCAGCCGAAACACAGACAGGCUAGUUAUAGUCCAGAAGAACAGGUCUGGGAUCAGCCGAAACACAGACAGGCUAGUUAUAGUCCAGAAGAACAGGUCUGGGAUCAGCCGAAACACAGACAGGCUAGUUAUAGUCCAGAAGAACAGGUCUGGGAUCAGCCGAAACACAGACAGGCUAGCCACAGUUACAGUACAGAAAGGCAGGACUGGAGAUUUACUGCUGGUGGUCAACACGAUCAUUUGGACAGGUGUGUACCAUUGGAACAAGGAAAUUUACACUCCCACAUGCCAAAUGGAUGCUGUGGCAUUGGUGGUCCAAGUCCCAGGCCUGUGUCCUCUCGGGGCAGGGGAGAUAGAGCUAACCACCAGGAGAGGACUACUAGAUUAAAGGCUGGAGGAGUUGGAGGUGGGAUAGGAGAAGACGGCUGUAAUGGACGACAUGUCCCUGCUGGCUCUAGCUCUGAGGGUUUGGUCAGGAAGAACCAGGGUUUGCUCCGGGAGAAGGAGGGUUCAGUCAGGGAGAAGGAGGGUUCGGUCCUGGAGAACCAGAUUUCGAUCCGGGAGAAUAAGUGUGCGGUCCAUGAGAACCGCGGUUCAACCCAGCAGAACCAGGGUUCGAUCCGGGAGAAGGAGGAUUCAGUCCAGGCGAAGAAGGGUUCGGUCCGGGAAAACCAGGGUUCGGUCCGGGAGAAGGAGGUUUCAGUCCGGACGAAGGAGGGUUCUGUCUGUGAGCAGAUCAGACAGGUGGUGUCAGACCUGGAGGGGGUCCUGGGUGGUCUCAAACAAGUCCACGUGGAGAUGAAGGAGGUGGUCCAACAGAUAGAUCGUCUGACAGCUAACAUUGACCUGGAAGAGGAAGAGGGAUCAUGUAACAAGUCCCCUAGUCGUGGUGACGGUCACCUCAACCCCAGAGACUGUAAAGGUGGUGACGGUCACCUCAACCCCAGAGACUGUAAAGGUGGUGACGGUCACCUCAACCCCAGAGACUGUAAAGGUGGUGACGGUCACCUCAACCCCAGAGACUGUAAAGGUGGUGACGGUCACCUCAACCCCAGAGACUGUAAAGGUGGUGACGGUCACCCCAACCCCAGAGACUGUAAAGGUCACCCCAACCCCAGAGACUGUAAAGGUGGUGACGGUCACCCCAACCCCAGAGACUGUAAAGGAGUCCUGAUGUUCAACCAGGGAGACCAGAGACCACACUACAGAGACAUGGACCGUAUUGUCACCCAGAAGACUACUAGGGUCCAGGUACACACCCACUGGACUGGUACAGGGGACCUGGUCCACAACCAUAAGACUCCUGGGAACCAUGGACCACAGUGCAGCGACAUGGAUCAUACUGUCAUCAUACAUGACCCUCCUCCCGACCCCAGAGAUGUCCCUGGGGUCCUGGUGUACAGACAGAAGACUAAUGGAGAUCAGGGAGUCUCCCUACUGUACAGACAACCUGACCAUACUGUCACCAUACGAACUAACUCCCUGUCUCCUGUCCUCACCGCAUCUGUCAUCAAGACCAACCGGGUUGGGGUCACAGCCCUGAGCCCCAUGGGCCCUCUGAGCACCUCCAAAGACCCCAAACAGGACAGAUGGGGGCUCAACGGACACCCUCCUCUACCCGGUCCAGGUAGAGAACUGAACCAUGUGGCCCCCCAGACCCCCCCAGAGCUAGAAAUGACCCCCUCCCUACCCCUGCCCCUAUGGACUCAACUGUCUGACCCCACAGCCAUGGUCGGAUACAGUGUCCCCACUCUUAGGAUUCAGAAAUCUCCACUGUACCCCCGCCACAACGGACGGGUGGAGAGGCUCAGUAAGAGUCCGGCUCAACCAACCUACCCUGCCCACCCAGCACUGCCGGUCCUGCCACACCUGGCCCAGCCACCCUACCCUACCCACCCAACCCACCCUGCCCUGCCUCCCAGUGACUUGAAGACACCCCCCUACAACAUGGUAUGAGGGGACAGCCUCACUGCCAUGGGGGCCUGGAACAUAUAAUACAGGGACAGAACUACACUGAUAAGUAGUCUGAGAAGGAAAGCUUGUGGAGCCCUGACGUGGUGAAGAGAUGUCAGUCAGUGGUGGACACGGUCAGUGGUGGACACGGUCAGUGGUGGACACGGUCAGUGGUGGACACGGUCAGAGCUCGCCCUGAAGAGGGGGCUAUUUCCAAGGGAAAACGCUCCAGACAGACAGGAGGGGAAUUCCACAUGAAAGCCUGCGAUGCACAGGCCUUGAGACGCACAGUAUGAAGCAAGCACUUCAACAUACAUUAACAUGUAUGUGUGGUGUCUGGGGGGUUGGCAAAAACUCAAGACAGCAAAAACUGACGGUGUCACAUUUCUUACCUUUGUGUAUGAAAUAAAGAUAGCAGUGACCUAAUAAUUGGUAUUAAUAUUGAUUUGAAAUGUUUUAUGUUCUGUUCUGGCACCGAUGUGUGUUUCCAUUCUCCUUAGCUGUCUCUAUUCCAUGGUAUUCCGUGUCUAAACGGCCUUUUCUGCACCUGAAAUUACAAGUUAUUCCCUAAAUAGUGCACUAUGUUUUGAUCAGAGCCCUAUGGGUCCUGAUCAACAGUAGUGGACUAAAUAUGGAAUAGGGUGUCCUUUGGGACCCUGUCUUUAUGCUAUGGAACAAACUACUGCAUGUCAGAAUCAUCUGCAGGUAGGCCUGCUACCCUCUCUGUCUCUCUGUUUAUUAAAAAUGGUGUCUGAGAGUUUCACCACUUCUCUCCCAGAGCCCCUACAGAUAGGAUGAGACACCCCCCUGUCUUUGGCUGCGUUUAUACAGGCAGCACAAUUCUGUUACUUUUUCCACUAAUUGUUAUUUUUGACCAAUCACAUCAGAUCUUUUCACAUCAAAUAUAUUUUUCUGAGUUGAUCUGAUUGGUCAAAACACCAAUUUGUGAAGAAAAAAAAAAGAUAGGAAUUGGGCUGCCUGUGUAAACGUAGCCCUGUUUCCUCUCUCACCACAGAACAGCUCUGUUUCUCCUCUCUCCUCUGUUGACGUCAAGCCCAGUUUCCUCCCCUCACUCUCGUCUCCUCCACCCUCACUGCAGAACAGCUCUGUUUCUCCUCUCUCCUCUGUUGACGUCAAGCCCAGUUUCCUCCCCUCACUCUCGUCUCCUCCACCCUCACUGCAGAACAGCUCUGUUUCUCCUCUCUCCUCUGUUGACGUCAAGCCCAGUUUCCUCCCCUCACUCUCGUCUCCUCCACCCUCACUGCAGAACAGCUCUGUUUCUCCUCCUCAAGCCCGGUUGACUGAUAACCAAUGUACUGAGUCUGUACCACUACAAAACUGAUAGAGAGACUUCAUCACGGUGUUAUGUAAUUCCGGACGGAUUCUUGCUUGCUUGAACGCCAAUAAUUCAGAUACACAUGAAAACAUGAAAUGAGGCAGGGAAUCGGUAGAACAUCACUCAGAGAUGCACAAAAAAACAGUAUAACAUUCAAAAUGGGGUGAACCUUUCCUUUAAGCAAAAUCUGAAUAAAAUGUUUGAAAUCUUCCAAUUACUAAGAAA